Cucurbitaria berberidis CBS 394.84 is the source of this 1530-nucleotide messenger RNA. RefSeq lists its product as uncharacterized. Bases 18 to 1235 code for a protein of 405 amino acids. The record is from RefSeq and is a predicted model, not a curated record. Lineage: Eukaryota; Fungi; Ascomycota; Dothideomycetes; Pleosporales; Cucurbitariaceae. The transcript has a single exon.
CUUCGCCUCAGAAGCAGAUGACUGACGCAUUGGAUCAAGGCCAGCCUUCGACAAUUCCGACUCAACAUUCAAUGGCCGCCGCUGCGAAUCGGCCCCACCUCGCGCCUCUGCGACAAGCACCGUUGGCUACUUCCUUCGAACAAACUACUACUCUCCAGACAGGCCUUGUAGAUCAGCUUUUCCUGAACUUCGACCCAAAGAAGCAUCUUGCGUUCAAGAAGGAUCCGACGGUUCUGACCAUGAAGGACAUUGGCUUCGCGGACAACGUCGGUGUUUCCCCAGUCGCCGUGACGCAGCCGUUCCCGCUCUUCUCCCCUGAAGCUAUUCAAAUCAUGCGAUUCGAGAUAUCCAAGCCUGAAGUCACCGAGAACCAUGCCUUCAGCAGCAAUAUCGCAGCUGCCCAGCUCCGUGGGUACGCUCGGGACCACGCCCCCUUCACGUACGCAGCCUGGAAUCACCCCGAGACUAUUGCCAUUGUCUCGAAGCUGGCUGGCGUGGACCUGAUCCCGUGGGGCGACUACGAGAUCGCACACAUCAACUUGUCUGUCAAGUCCGAGGACGAGGCCAAGGCGGAGCUGAAUCUUAUUCAUCAGCGCAAGCGUGUCCGUGCUGACGAAGGCGUGGACAUGGGCUCCUCCGAGGACGACAAGCCCAUCGUCGGGUGGCAUACAGAUUCGUACCCGUUCGUAUGUGUCCUGAUGAUGUCUGACUGCACUGAUAUGGUCGGGGGCGAGACUGCGCUUCGCACCGCAAACGGCGAGGUCAUUCGAGUUCGCGGUCCUUCAGAGGGUUGCGCUGUCAUUUUACAAGGUCGUUACAUCACGCACCAGGCCCUACGCGCACUUGGUGCGAAGGAGCGUAUCACUGCCGUGACCUCCUGGCGUCCACGCUCGCCUUUUGUCAAGGACGACACCGUGUUGCGCACCGUUCGCCCGGUCUCUGAUCUGAACGAGCUCUACUGCGACUUCGCCGAAUACCGACUCGAGAUUAUGGAACAGCGAUGCCGUCGUGCACGUGAGGAGAUGCGCGCCCGUCGUCAGAAGGGCGAGAAGUUCGACACGGUUGGCCACAAGUCGUUCCUCGCCGAGUCAUCUGCCUUUCUACAACACACCAACCAAGAGCUUUUCGAGGAGAGCAAGGUUCACAAGGGCUCCAUAGAGACGGUCGACCUUCCGGACGUCGUCGUGGCCAAUGACCAAGAGGCCUCUCCUGCGAAGCGUGUCUGCGCCGACUAGGCCAGUUCUCACAUGCACUUUGUCAACAUGGGUGGCUUCCCACGAAGGACUAGCCUGGCCUAGACCAUACUUGUAGAAGCUUGGAAAAGGCAUGCUUAGCUUGAUGAUAUCUCUUUAUUUCCUUGAUCAACAAAUGGGGGCCAUAGUUUUGUCUUUGAUGGCGCAUUCUCCAGAUCACUCUACUCGACUCCGUAGGUUGACUACUCUUAUAGACAGACUGUAUACAAAGACGUGAGAGUGCUACCCUGACGUAGCAAGGUUGAUAAGAUUGAAAUUGUAAAAUUCAACCUCUUGG